Molecule: messenger RNA, 1305 nt
Organism: Trypanosoma theileri
Lineage: Eukaryota; Euglenozoa; Kinetoplastea; Trypanosomatida; Trypanosomatidae
Exons: 1
Coding region: 1-1305 (434 amino acids)
Source: RefSeq, a predicted model, not a curated record
AUGCCCGUUAACGAAGCUCCAUGGCUUACAAGAAAGAUGGAGCUAGUUAUUAUGAUUGCAGUUUUUUUAUUAUGCUUCGUUUCUGAUUUUUUUAAGUGUAAAAGUGGUCGAAUGGCUAAUUGUGUUGGUGGUUCUGCGAUGCUGUGUGAUAGAGAUGUGGAUAGUUCAUGGUGUACAGAUAUGGUAUUACCACAAUAUGCGGUGGGAGGUGGAAGUAGUAGUGAAGAAACAUGUGCGUGUAGUAAACACAACAAUUCCUUAUUACUUUUUCAUAUUGUAGAGGUGGGAGCUCCUGUGGCUCGUACGGUAAAAACGAAAAGUAUUGAACGUGUACCAAUAGCCCCACUUGUGAUGUAUGCAUUACGGAAUAAAACAGGAAAUGUGAUCUCUACAAAUAUGAAGAAAGGAUUAUUGAGUUCUGACUUAUUUACACCACUCCGUGAAGAUAUUGGAUUAACGCCACAUCAUGGAAGUAAUUGUACUCCAGUAACGAAUAAAUUCAAUAUAUCUUAUAGUUAUGAUACCGUAUCUGUUCCGGUAAAAUCUAAUUUUUUGGCAGAUAUGGAAUCUGUAUUACCAUUUAAAAAUGAUUUUUUUGCUAUUCGACGUUUUCUUCCUGGACUCUACCGUGUAUUUGAAAAACUUCUUUCACGUAAGGGUUCGUUUUCAAUUGAUAAACGUGAUCCUUGUAUGGGAAUUCAUCUCGUUAUGGUUAUUAAUGUCCUCCCAGGGGCAAACGCCUCAUGGACGAAUGUUGAUGCUGCUUCUAUUCCCCAAACACUCUUUAAUGCUCAGACACAUGUGCGAAAAACUAUCAGUCGUUACUUGCGAAAGAAACCACGAUAUACACGACUGUUGAGAAGUGUCUGGUAUGUGAGUAUGCCAAUUGGGUAUCCUGUGCAUGCGGAUUCUAAUGAAACUGUUAACACACACGCUGCUCUCUCGACUACAGAUGUUAGUAAAAAGGUAAAAAAAACUGGGAUAGGAGAAAUGGCAUCUGUAGAUGAUUUAAUAUCGAACUUUUGCCCUGCAGAAGGAGAACAGGGAAAGGUAUGUAGUGAGAAAUGUAAUUUUUAUGAGAGGGAAGUUUUAUCCUACAAGGUGGCGAAUGAAGGUUUAGUGAAGAUGACAGUUAAUGGAGGGCAACGUAUUGGGCUUCGUAGUAUUUUAGCCCCUUAUAAUGAUUAUUAUCACAUGAAUAGUACUGGAAUACACACUUCUAAUUGGCGUGACUGUUUAUAUCUCUCUGCUGAGGGUGCGGCAGUGAUGGCACGAAACAUCGCAGAAGGUCUUUGGACCUCCUGA